Mobula hypostoma (lesser devil ray) is the source of this 2333-nucleotide messenger RNA. RefSeq names its product dynein, axonemal, light intermediate chain 1 (gene dnali1). Gene Ontology annotation, cellular component: axoneme; filopodium. The record is from RefSeq and is a predicted model, not a curated record. Bases 662 to 1411 code for a protein of 249 amino acids. Gene Ontology annotation, molecular function: dynein heavy chain binding. NCBI's taxonomy places the organism in Eukaryota, Metazoa, Chordata, Chondrichthyes, Myliobatiformes, Myliobatidae. The transcript has 6 exons.
AGAGAGAGGAAAAGGGGGGAAGAAGGGGUAUAGGUAGGGAUAGAAAAAAGGGGAGAAUACGCUUAUAGAAGGGAUAUAUUGAUAGGGGGAGUGAAUUAGAGGGUUAGAGGAGAACUAGAAAUACAUAGAAAGGGAUAGAUAGGUAGAUCAAGAGCUGGUAAGAAAAAAACAAGGAUAUAUUGAAGGAGAAAAUAGUUGAAUAGAAAGAAAUAGAUAAGGGGGAUAGAGAUAGUGGGUAGAGUGAGGGAGAGCAAUAAAUAUAUACAGAGAGUGGAUAGAGAGAGAAAGUGAAAGAGCAGGAGAUAGAGACUAAGACUGAAGAAGAAAGCGAGAGUUGGACUGCUAGGACGGGGAGCAAAAGAGACUGGUAUAAACUGAUAGAUGAGAAAGAGGACAGGUCAGAGCAGGAUAGGGGGAACCAGGAAGGAGGAGAUAGAGCAGGGCUCAGUGUGUAUGUGUGUGUGAGACAGAAAUUUGGACAGGCUGGGAAAAGACAAGUAAAUUUGGACAGUGAGUGGGAGAGAUAAACAUAAAUAGAGACAGAUAGGGAUAUAGGAGACGCCAAAAUAAAGUGGGAUAGAAAGAACAACUGGUAAAACAAGAGAGACGGAUCAGAGAAGUAGAUAAACAAGAAGAAACUAGGCAGAUCUGAGCAGCAGAAAUGAUUCCCCCAAUAGACUCUCUGCUGAAAUAUGAUCAUCCACUGCUCAUCAGUAGGAACACGGAGAAAAAAUCAGCUAAGGCUCGUGCCUUGAAGGCGAGUCCCCAGCAACCCAUUUCCACAUCACCAAUUCCAAGUCCUCCAAAGCCCAAACCACUUUCAAUUGAUGCCACCAAGCAGACUGAAGAAAUUUUAAAUGCAAUUUUGCCUCCCAGGGAAUGGAUGGAGAACUCACAGAUGUGGAUUCAGCAGGUAUCUAGCACUCCCUGCACUCGGAUUGAUGUGGUCCAUCUGCAGGAACAACUGGAUACGAAGCUGCAGCAGCGGCAAGCUCGAGAGACGGGAAUAUGUCCAGUCCGCAGAGAGCUCUACUCACAGUGUUUUGAUGAACUGAUCAGACAAGUCACCAUUAACUGUGCCGAGCGUGGGUUACUGCUGCUGCGGGUCCGUGAUGAGAUCCGCAUGACCAUCUCUGCCUAUCAGACACUGUAUGAAAGCAGUGUCGCUUUCGGGAUGAGGAAAGCUUUGCAAGCAGAAGAGGGCAAAACUGACAUGGAGAAAAAAAUUUCAUAUGUAUCCCUUGCUAGAUUAUUGAUCUGGAAGCAGAAAAGAAAGAUCUGGAGAGACAGCUCAAUGAACAGAAAGCAAAGUGUGAAGCAAUCGAGAAAAGGGAGAAUGAAAGGCGGCAAGUGGAGGAGAAGAAGCAUGCAGAGGAAAUUCAGUUUCUCAAACGAACCAAUCAGCAAUUGAAGGCACAACUGGAAGGCAUAAUUUCCCCAAGGAAGUGAAGUCAUCAUGUUUUUCUCCAGAAAUAAUCUUUUGAAUAUCCUAUUCAUAAGCAGUGUUCAACUUCCAUACGGGCAAAAGUGUUGUCUGUGAAAAAGAAUCUCAAUGAUCUGAAGGCUAUUUGUAGGAACUGGGCCAAGUUACACUGCACUGUUUCAUGUGGCUACCUAUAUAAUUUAUUUCAACAUCAAUUAUGAUUCCUGUUAAUCUCAUUCAGCUCACAGGUCCAUAGACAGCCUUUGUUCAUUUUCCUGGCAGUUUAAAUUUUGCAUCUUCACUAUAAUACAAGAAAUACUAUAAUAUUCCAUUAAUAAAUGUUGUACAAUGGUGGGAAUAUAAUUUCCAACACCAAUGAUUCCACAAUUAGUUUUAAGUAAAACAUCCCCAUUCAAAAGUAUCUUCUUUAAAAUUAUUAUUAGCUAGUCUUCAAGACUGUCCAAUUGUCAGUCUCAGUAAACCUUUAAAAUCAGCAAACAUAAUCAGCUCAAUUAAAAACGCUCAGAAAGACAUAAAGAUGUACAGUUUGUUUUGAAAAGGUGAGGGUAUUGAUUUCAUUUCAUCAAAAUUUAUAUGAUCCUUCAGACUACUGUCUUAAGAUUUCAAAUAUCUAAAAUUCUCUUUUGGAAAGUUAUCUGCUAGUUGAGACACCACACAGCUCUAUCAACUGAUUUCACCUAGGCAAUAUGUAUGAAAUAAAGGUUAACAGAAAAAAUCCCAAUAAACACAAAUAUCAACUACUGAUAAGGAUUAGAAUCUUUUUGGCAUUUAUGAGAGAGACAAAAGUUACAAACCAUUGAUUCCUUAUUACAACUUUAGGCAUUGAGAUUCUGAUCUAUAUCCUUUCUUUUCCUUUAAUCAUAUUACACUAUUUUCAUAAAAAUUUGUA